Molecule: messenger RNA, 705 nt
Organism: Ilex paraguariensis (yerba mate)
Lineage: Eukaryota; Viridiplantae; Streptophyta; Magnoliopsida; Aquifoliales; Aquifoliaceae
Source: the annotation of a GenBank genome assembly
AUGGUAGGAAAAGGACAGAGGAGAAGAGAGAAGAACUACAGAGCAGCACAUGGAGCGAACAGUCGUCUGCCACCUCCACCUGAUCGCUCCUCCCUCGACGCUGUCCCCUCCAAGCUUCGCCAAAUCAUGGCUUUCACAGGAUCUUCAAAGGGAUCAGUGGAUGUUAAAAGGAAUAAAAGAGGUGAUGGUGGUGUCAAUGGUAAUGGUGACAAGAAACUUCGAUCAGAGGAUGAAUAUGUCUCGAAAAGCAAUGGGAUCAAAAGGGAAGUCACUGGUGGAAAUUUGAUGCCACAACACAUGGAUCAUGGUGAUAAAAUUGUGGGAAAUAAUAUGCUUGAAAAGAAAAAGAAAAAGAGAAAAAGGAAGCAAGCUGAAGACCUUCGGUUUGAAACGGUGGAGGGAUUAUGUGGUUCAAAAAGAAGGGAGCAUAAGAAACAGCGUUUGGAAGCAAUGAAAAAGAAACACAAAAAGGUCAAGGCAGGAGAGGAUUUGGACUUUCCUGGACGUGAUCUGAUCAAAUUUGGAGAGGUAGUUGAAGCUCCACCCAAGUUGCUCUCAUUUCCAAAGGCAUCCAAAGCUACCCAUGAUGCGUCACAAGAGAGGCUCCGCUUACAGGCAGUCGAGAACUACAGGAAGCGGAAAGGAUGGACAUCAAGGCCGGGGAUCCACCUUCCUCCACCUAUGAUUACAUCACCUUCACUAUAG